This is a messenger RNA of Helicoverpa armigera (cotton bollworm), 1919 nucleotides long. RefSeq names its product eukaryotic translation initiation factor 3 subunit J (gene eIF3j). The record is from RefSeq and is a predicted model, not a curated record. Lineage: Eukaryota; Metazoa; Arthropoda; Insecta; Lepidoptera; Noctuidae. Gene Ontology annotation, molecular function: translation initiation factor activity. The transcript has 7 exons. Gene Ontology annotation, cellular component: eukaryotic translation initiation factor 3 complex; cytoplasm. The coding region runs from base 310 to 1032 and encodes 240 amino acids.
UUCGGAAAUUAUCGUCUGCAAUGGAGUCAUAUUUUUGCUUAUCAAAAUUUGUUCAUAUUUUUGUUGAGAAUUCGCCAAAAUUAUGUCAUUUGUCUAUCGUUUCUCAAUCCGGUCGCGGUCAAUGCAGAAAAUCCUCGGUCGUUUGACAAUAUUCGCCUGAGUAUAAUAUUGUUGUUAUAUUCACUGUCGACCCUGGAGACAUCUUGUGAUAAAAAACCAUUAUUGCGGCAAGUUACUUGGCUGUCUGAUUUUGUCUUCACGUGAAACGAGUAACAAAAUUAGAUUGGUGCUAUUCGGGGGUCCGCAAACAUGGAUGUGUCGUGGGACGCGGAUAACUUUGAGCCUAAACUACCAACCACGUUGACCACUUCGAAUAAAUGGGAAGGCGAAGAUGAGGAAGAGAUCGUGAAGGAAAGUUGGGAAGACGAGGAGGAAGAAAAGAAAGAUGAGGAGAAAACUGAGGUACCCGCGCCUCCUCCGGCAAAGCCGAAGAAGAGAAUCCAGGACAAAAUAGCCGAGAAAGAGCGUUUGGAACGCGAGAAGGCUGAACGGAUAUCUGUGGAGAAGGUUGAAGAACUGACCCCUGAACAGAAGCUGGCGGAGAAACUCCGCGCUCAGAAACUCCAGGAGGAGUCAGACCUGAGGCUCGCUAUGGAGACCUUUGGUGUAACAGAAGUCGGCACAGGCAAGAUUGAUGGCUUCCAGCCGACCACAAAGGAGGAGUUCACCGAGUUUGCAGACAUGCUCACCAAGAAAAUAUGCUUGUAUAAGGCCAGGGAUGAGUUCCCAACCUUUAUUGAUGAGUUCAUCAGAAAUAUUGUUGUUCAAUUGCCAUCAGCAGACAUUAAAAGGAUAAAGAUGACAGUGGACAACUUAUACAUUGAGAAGCAGAAAUCUGAGAAAAUGGACAAGUCCAAGAAGCCAACCAAGGGCAAGGGGAAGGCUAAAUUAAAAGUUGAAGGCGAUAAUGCUCAUCUCAAUCAGUACGACACAUACGGCAAUUUCGACGACGACUAUGACGAUUUUAUGUAAUACAUCACAUCGUUUGUUUGUAAGUCGGUACCUGGAGGCAGACGGCACCCAUGUCAGACCACUUUGUGUCUUACGCACCCUCUAUACGGGCCAUUGUUGCUUGUAAACUGAUGUACGCCCACAUAUGUACUGUCUACAUUAUUUUACUCAUUUAGUAAUUUUACUCUAUGUAACAUAAAAAUAUUUUUAUAUUUAAACUAGCAUAGUCGAUAUUAGUGUACAAGCAAUAAUCAUAAAGUAUGACUUGAAUUCAUAGUUGAAUGUAUAUGAGAAACAAGCGAUCAAAAUUCGUAUGAAACUUUUUUAGUUUUGUUACAAAGCCUUGUAUGAAGAGGAUUUAUGUAUAUUUAAAUUAUUGAUAGCUAUUUUGUCCACGCUUUUUUAUUUAUGCGUUCGUCCCCAGGUACCCAGGCACGUUACAUUAAUUUGAUCAAUGUGAAAAUAAAAUGAAACAUAGUUACUACAAAAUGUUAAAAAUAUAUAGUUUAUGUGACAAGUUCAUGUGAAAUGCUUCAUCAAGUCAUUAGAUUAAGAUUUAGUACAACAAUUUUAAUUUAUUUUACUACUAAAAUAAUAUUAGAAUUUCACAAUCGCAAUGUAUGGCAUAAACUUUGAAAAGGUAAAAAAUAACAGCAUUUUAUCAUUGUUUUCAUGUAACGCAUGUGUUUAUUCAAACGUAGGUCUAUGAAAUGUAAACGAAAUUAUGCUUCCAUACUGAUUUCGAUAUUACUAACUUAUUUAAAAUAAACGGACCUCUUUAAGUGCUCAAUGUAAUCACAAGUAAGCGUCAUAGGUUUAUUUAUAUAUUUUCGUACAUAUAAAACAUUGUAAUGUUAUUGUAACGUGCCUAUAGCCAUGUAUAGCCUAUAUACAUAUAUACAAUGUAA